AUGGACUGUCUUAAUUCUAGAGUUGAUAGACGUCUAAGUCAAUUAUUUGAAGUGGUUAAUAAGAACAAAAGUGAUUUUGAUGAGUUUAGAAGAUUUUUGACCACGCCAAUAAUCCAAUCUAGAGCUCUGCCAUUAGAUGGCGGGAAUUCAAACCUCAAUAGCAAUUCAGGAAAUUUAAGUUCAUCUCCCGUCGGCGGCGGAAAUGGUCAGCCACGGCAAGAUAACCUCUUUCCGCUGAUGACAAACCAACCAACUCCUCAUCGCAUGAAUCGCGGCGAGAUUCCUGCCACUACCCAAGUGGAAGGGAUACCCAAUGUGGGAGUUGGAGAAAUUCCCCCACGUGGUGAGAAUUUGGGAGUUGCACAUUCUACUCCAGUGGAACCGCCACCCAUACCCAUACCAAUGGCAAAGCCCUAUACGGUGCCUGCUCACAUGGGAGGGGGAGUAGGCUUAGGUGGGGGAGAUCAAGUUCCUCCCAGAGCAUACCCAACACCCAUGCCACCCCAUUUCAAUGGGCAUGGCAUGGACCCCAUGGGUUUCGUACCCCAAGGCGGGCAACCAGGGGGGCAUGAUCCCAACACUCUAAGGGAUCAGGUGGCUCAACUUCUUGCCGAGCAAUUUGGCAUGGGAGUGAGACCCACCAUGCCACCUGUUUAUCGAAAACCAUACCCUGAGUGGGUGGAUAGACUCUACCCAUUCCCAAGGGGGUUUAGGGUGCCCGAGUUUGCCACAUUCACUGGGACAGGGGACCAGUCUACUGUGGAGCACAUUGGACGUUUUACUGUCCAGUGUGGGGAUGUGGGAGAUUUUAUUAAGUUAAGAGUAUUUGGAAACUCAUUGACAGGACCUGCUUUUGCCUGGUAUGUCAAUUUUCCAUCCAACUCCAUCCAAACAUGGCAGCAAAUGGAGCAAAUCUUCCAUGCUCAGUUCUAUAGAUCUGAGCGUGAGGUUUCCAUGGCUGAUUUGGCACGAAUGCGCCAAGAGCCAGGGGAGUCAGUGGAGCACUUCUUGACAAACUUCAAGAAUGUUCGUAACCGUUGUUUUGUCAACUUGACAGAGAGAGAGUUUGUCAAGUUAGCACAAGGGGGGUUGAGUUUUGAGUUAAGGAAGAAAUUCCAAGAUAGAGAAUUCUCUGACUUGUUCCAACUCAUGUCUUAUUCGGUGAGAUAUGAAUCUCUUCUUCAAGAAGAGGAGAAUAGGAGGAGUGCCUCAAAGGGGCAAUACUUCCCUAACAUCGGCUACCCUGUUAACCAUAUUGGCCAAGAGGCCAAUGAGGUGGAGGUAGACCUGGCUGAGUUAACUCCAGGGAAGCCAUAUGUAUGUGCUCCUUUGGCUAAGAUGGACAAUGAACCACAAAGGGGUGGACCAAAUCGUGCCCCUAUCCAGCCACGGAGGUAUUCCUUCGAUAUCUCCAAAGCUGACUUGAUUUUUGACCAACUCUACAAAGAUGGUCAAAUCAAGUUGACAGGGGGGCAUAACAUUCCACCCCCUGAGAAGUUAAGAGGGAAAACAUAUUGUAAGUGGCAUAACAACAUGCUACACUCCACAAACUCAUGUAUGGUUUUUCGCAAUAUAUUGCAUGAUGCUAUUGAGAAGGGUCGCAUCAAGCUCCCCGAGCCAAAGAAAGAUGCCAUCAUGGUGGAUACCAACCCAUUUCCCAACGUGCUUGGUGUUAACAUGGUUAAUCCAGACUUCUCCAAGAUUGAGCUUCCUCGUUUCAAACUGGUGUUAGAUACAACACCGCAACAAGGGAUCCCCAAGGUAGUGGUUGAGCAGGGAAAGUCAUCGAGGGGCAAGCAGGUCAACUCGGCCGCGUCUAAGGUGUCUAGCGAGGUGGAGAAGCUAUGUUCCCAAUGCAAAAGGAAUCUUAGACUUGAUGAAGUGAAACCGAAUCGACCAGUCCAACAAAGAAUUGGCCCACCCCAUAGGCUGAGAUACCCAUCCUAUCAAAGACAAGUAGAGAGGGUCAUUCAACCGACAUGGGGGCAAAAAAGGCAAUGGGUGGCACAUGGCCCUCUUCCCAUGAGAAGGACUUCUAAGAUGCCCAAUGUGACACAAGGAGGGGGGCAUACAUAUGAUAUGCAUAGUCAACCAGUAGCUAUUGGAGGGAUGACAAGGACUCAAAGGAGGAGAUUCCUACAUAAGAAUGCUAAAGCACGAAAGGGGCAAUACCCAGUAGUAUCUGGUGAGAUAGUGGGGCCAUCACAACAAAAUAAGGAUGGUCAUGCUACUAUUGAGGUGGACAACUCUAUGGCCACGGGUCCCAAAGUAAUAGUGUCUGACAAGGGCACGCAUGUCCAAGUCCAAAGUGAUGGUAAGGGUCAGAAGGGGAGAAAUGGUGAAGGUGGUGAUUCAAAGCCAGCUUGUGAAGAAUCAUCUCCUUUGCACAACCAUGGACAAAUGGUGUAUGGUUGGCUGGUUUGGUUUAAUACAUUGACUUGGCAGUGGGUGUAUACCUUUGCACAUUGGUUAUUGCCAAAGGGUAUGGAGAUCAAUGAUGCUUGUAACUACUUAUUAUAUGCAAUAAAAAAAGGAAAAAAUAGUUAA
Messenger RNA from Linum tenue, 2547 nucleotides. The record is from the annotation of a GenBank genome assembly. NCBI's taxonomy places the organism in Eukaryota, Viridiplantae, Streptophyta, Magnoliopsida, Malpighiales, Linaceae.